Messenger RNA from Ostertagia ostertagi, 645 nucleotides. Lineage: Eukaryota; Metazoa; Nematoda; Chromadorea; Rhabditida; Trichostrongylidae. The record is from the annotation of a GenBank genome assembly.
AUGCGUGGUCUGACGGAUUCACCCGUAAAUGUGGAUUCUGCAGGAAGCAGUGGUGGAUCAACUGAAGAGAAUCAUGAAGGAAAUACAAGCUCUGGAAGUUCCAGUCCACAGGCAGCAUCACAGUCUCCAGUUCCGGCGAUCACCAUUGGACAUGACGCAUGUGGCGCAACAAGAUCUAUUCUUACAUCUAACAAUAACGAGCUAAAGAUUCGGAGCGCCUUGAGCUCUCCGGCCGCCUACCUCAAUCAAACCCCUCGAGGCUCAACCUAUGUGAAGAGAUUGGUGGAAAAGGGAUGCAAUAAACAUGGAGAGGAUAUUCUGUCGCCAGAUGUCCGCCGUAAGGCCGAGGCGAACCUAAGUCGCACUCCAUCGGUGCAGUCGUUGCGCGGUUCUAUGGGAAAUCUUGCCGGAUGGCGUGGCUCCGUUGCCAAUCUCGCCGAAGAUUCACCAAACAUCAAUCGAUUCAAAAGCCUGAAUCCGAGUUAUCGUUCGUUCAACGCAAAGAAGGUCACGGAAAAACAACAAGAAGUGAUUGAUCGCCUAAGUCGACUACGAGAGAAUCUUCGAUCUAGGGAGAAUUUUGUGGAACGUGGCGUACUGCCAAAGCACCAAGUGACUCCAUCUUCGACCGCUGUGAAAACCUAA